AUGGCCAGCACGGGGAUAAAACAAGGACCUAAACUGGUCUCCAAGUCGUCCGCGGGAGGCGCAGGGGCGGCGGGGGCUGGCGGCGGGCCCCCGAUAAUCCCCAUCGCCUCUCCGCUGAUGGGGAAGAAGAAGAAGCCGUUUCUGGGGAUGCCCGCUCCGCUGGGCUACGUUCCCGGUCUGGGCAGAGGUGCCACUGGUUUCACCACCCGGUCUGAUAUCGGUCCGGCUCGAGAUGCCAACGAUCCAGUGGAUGACCGACAUGCGCCGCCAGGGAAAAGGACGGUUGGGGACCAGAUGAAAAAGAACCAGGAGGACGAAGAGGAAGAUCUGAACGACACAAAUUAUGACGAGUUUAAUGGAUAUGCAGGAAGCUUGUUCUCCAGUGGGCCCUACGAGAAAGAUGACGAGGAAGCAGAUGCAAUAUACGCAGCACUGGACAAGAGGAUGGAUGAAAGGCGCAAAGAAAGAAGGGAGCUGAGAGAAAAGGAGGAAAUCGAGAAAUACCGUAUGGAGCGACCCAAAAUCCAGCAACAGUUUUCAGAUCUAAAGAGAAAGUUGUCAGAGGUGUCAGAGGAGGAGUGGCUGAGCAUCCCCGAGGUGGGAGAUGCCAGGAAUAAGCGGCAGAGAAAUCCCCGCCAUGAGAAACUCACUCCCGUCCCCGACAGCUUCUUCUCCAAACACCUGCAGACCGGAGAGAACCACACCAGCGUUGACCCUCUGCAAGGGCUGGGAGGUCUGAGCACGCCGUACCCUGGGAGCAUGACGCCGGGGACCGGAGAGCUGGACAUGAGGAAGAUCGGUCAGGCCAGGAACACACUCAUGGAUAUGAGGCUCAGCCAGGUGUCUGAUUCCGUGAGCGGACAGACGGUGGUGGACCCCAAAGGUUACUUGACGGAUCUCAACUCCAUGAUCCCCACGCAUGGCGGAGACAUCAGUGACAUCAAGAAGGCUCGUCUGCUGCUGAAAUCUGUGCGGGAAACCAACCCUCAUCACCCGCCGGCCUGGAUUGCCUCCGCCAGGCUGGAGGAGGUGACCGGCAAACUGCAGGUGGCCAGGAACCUGAUCAUGAAAGGCACCGAGAUGUGUCCUAAGAGUGAGGACGUGUGGCUGGAGGCGGCCCGGCUUCAGCCCGGCGACACGGCCAAAGCCGUGGUCGCCCAGGCCGUCCGCCACCUGCCGCAGUCCGUCCGCAUCUACAUCAGAGCUGCGGAGCUGGAGACGGACAUGAGGGCCAAGAAACGAGUCCUCAGGAAGGCCCUGGAGAACGUGUCCAAGUCGGUUCGGCUGUGGAAGACGGCCGUGGAGCUGGAGGAGCCGGAGGACGCCAGGAUCAUGCUCAGCAGAGCCGUGGAGUGCUGCCCUACGAGCGUGGAGCUGUGGCUGGCGCUGGCCCGGUUGGAGACGUACGAGAACGCCCGGCGCGUCCUCAACAAGGCCCGAGAAAACAUCCCCACCGAUCGCCACAUCUGGAUCACUGCCGCCAAGCUGGAGGAGGCCAACCUCAACACUCAGAUGGUGGACAAGAUCAUCGACAGGGCCAUCACCUCUCUACGCGCCAACGGAGUGGAGAUCAACAGAGAGCAGUGGAUACAGGACGCAGAGGAGUGUGACAAAGCGGGCAGCGUGGCGACCUGCCAGGCCGUGAUCAGGGCCGUGAUCGGCAUCGGCAUCGAGGAGGAGGAUUGCAAACACACGUGGAUGGAGGAUUCAGACAGCUGCGUGUCCCACGGCGCGCUGGAGUGCGCCCGGGCCAUCUACGCUCACGCUCUGCAGGUGUUCCCCAGUAAAAAAAGCGUCUGGCUCAGAGCCGCCUACUUUGAGAAGAACAACGGCACCAGGGAGUCGUUGGAGGCCCUCCUCCAGAGGGCCGUGGCUCACUGUCCCAAAGCGGAGGUCCUGUGGCUGAUGGGGGCCAAGUCCAAGUGGCUGGCCGAGGACGUGCCCGCCGCCAGAAGCAUCCUGGCUCUCGCCUUCCAGGCUAACCCGAACAGUGAGGAGAUCUGGCUGGCUGCUGUCAAGCUGGAGUCUGAGAAUAACGAGUAUGAAAGAGCCCGUCGCCUGCUGGCAAAGGCCCGCAGCAGCGCCCCGACAGCGAGGGUGUUUAUGAAGUCUGUGAAGUUGGAGUGGGUGCUGGGCAACAUCGAAGCAGCCCAGGAGCUGUGCACCGAGGCUCUGAAACACUACGAGGACUUCCCCAAACUCUGGAUGAUGAGAGGCCAGAUAGAAGAGCAGUGUGAGAACAUGGACAAGGCCCGGGAGGCCUACAACCAAGGGUUGAAGAAGUGUCCCCACUCCAGCGGCCUGUGGUUGCUGCUGUCCCGCCUGGAGGAGCGCGUGGGACAGCUGACCAGGGCCAGAGCCAUCCUGGAGAAGGCUCGACUCAAGAACCCCCAGAGCCCCGAUCUGUGGUUGGAGUCGGUCAGGCUGGAGUUCCGUGCGGGACUGAAGAACAUCGCCAACACGCUGAUGGCCAAAGCCCUGCAGGAGUGCCCCAAUUCAGGCAUCCUGUGGGCGGAGGCGGUGUUUUUGGAGGCGCGGCCCCAGAGGAAGACCAAGAGCGUGGACGCUCUGAAGAAGUGUGAACACGACCCCCACGUCUUGCUCGCCGUGGCCAAGUUGUUCUGGAGCGAGCGUAAGAUCACCAAAGCCAGAGAGUGGUUCCUGCGCACGGUGAAGAUCGAGCCGGACCUCGGAGACGCCUGGGCGCUCUUCUACAAGUUUGAGCAGCAGCACGGCACCGAGGAGCAGCAGGAGGAGGUGCGAAAGCGCUGCGAGAACGCGGAGCCUCGCCACGGCGAGCUGUGGUGCGCCGAGUCCAAACACGUCCUGAAUUGGCAGAAGAAGACGGGGGAGAUAUUAGCGGGGGUGGCCGGCAAGAUCAAGAACACCUUCUAAAGAUCGAGGGGAGGGGGGGGGCAGGUUGGACUGAAAACACCUGGAGGACCUGGAGCUGUGAGACAGUGUCUCGCACGUCCCGUUCCGCCGUCUCCAGGUCUGUUUUUCCUCUGAAGAGCAUCACAGUCUGAAGCGUCAGCAGAGACGGUUCAGUGUCACCGUGAAAACAAAGCAGCUGAUUUUCACCCAAACCACUGGUGUGCAGCUACAGUAAGACUGUAGGGCAGUAAGACCUCCUCUGCUGAAUUUUAAUGUCUUUCAUGUUUCUGCAAAGAUUUGACCGAACUCACGGCCUCGUCUACAUCUGAAGAUCAUCUGGAAGCACAAAACGUCUAAAUACCACAAACCUGUGUGACAACUGAGCUUAUUUUCUGCAAAUGUCACAAUUCAUGUUUUUCAUAAUCCCGAUUCCUUUUGUGUGGAGGCGACUUCCUCGGCCCCCGAUGACCCCUGCAGCUCUGUUUCCUCCUCCGAGGACUCUUGUUUCAUCAAGGUUUCCUGAGACCACCUUCCGGCAAACACUCGCUCACGUGUUACAUGAGCCGCGUGCUCUUCUGGCGUCGAGCUGCACCCGGGGAAUCACCCGGACAACGGGGGGGUUGUGUGAAUGGCUUCCCAAAUAACUCGAGAGAAACACCUCAUUGAUUCGUGAAUCUGUAAAUCAACCUGGCCGACUUCGUCUGGAGGCGAAAUGUUGAUUUACGGACUCAAUGAUUGCAGCAGUUUUGAGUGGGAAGACACACCUCUAAACUGAGACCAGAGCAGCGAGAGGCCCUCGCUGCCCGUGAAGGUGGAUUUUUUUUUUUUUGUGUGUGUGUUUGACACCUUUUCUGUUUUCUCCGAUCAAUCAGUGACGACGUACGUUUAGAGGUGCGCUCAGUCGCACGUUGCAUGAAGCCCCACGACGUCUUUGGUGCUCGUCCAUGCUGAGCAUCUCGGCAACUCUCGUUUACUGACAUCGGCCUAAUAAUGGGUGGAGCAGAGGUGGCGCUGUGGUGACGUAGCAAAGGCGUUUCAAAGUGAUCCGUUAUUUGGUUUAAAUUCAAACGAUGGCCCUGAUUUGUUUUCACUCUGACAUUGAUUCAUUUUUCUGCUGAUUUAGUGUCAACAUUUUUAAUUUGAGUAUUUGUGAAUUUGGUGAUAAAAGGAACAAAAUCCACCUUUUACAGUUUGGAGUGAACUCCGGAGAGGAUCAGCUGUUUGUUUCCAACGCAUCAUUUUCUUUCUUUCUUUCUUAGGUUUGUUUUCAGAAGUUGUACAUAAAAAAACUUGCAUGAGGUCUCAUGUCGUAGUACUGAUCGGCCUUUUCUAUGUAGCUCAGUAGUUUAAUGUGUUAAAUUACUUUUACUGGCAUCCAAUAAACAAAGAAACAAGGUCCGUUGCACAAU
This is a messenger RNA of Gasterosteus aculeatus aculeatus (three-spined stickleback), 4283 nucleotides long. RefSeq names its product PRP6 pre-mRNA processing factor 6 homolog (S. cerevisiae) (gene prpf6). Gene Ontology annotation, cellular component: U4/U6 x U5 tri-snRNP complex; catalytic step 2 spliceosome. Gene Ontology annotation, molecular function: protein binding. NCBI's taxonomy places the organism in Eukaryota, Metazoa, Chordata, Actinopteri, Perciformes, Gasterosteidae. The record is from RefSeq and is a predicted model, not a curated record. Gene Ontology annotation, biological process: mRNA splicing, via spliceosome; spliceosomal tri-snRNP complex assembly.